UGAAACAGCCAUUAAUCCCUUGCUAUGAGUGGGGGGCUCCAGUGCUGCUGCUGCUGCUGGUCCUCAUUAAACUUUGUGUGUGUGUGUGUGUGUGUGUGUGUGUGUGUGUGUGUGUGUGUGUGUGUGUGUGUGUGUGUGUGUGUGUGUGUGUGUGUGUGUGUAUGUACUGUGUUGUGUUAUAGUCAGGGCUGGGGGUACUGUAGUACGCAGAGCUGGUGGUGCUGCCUGCUGGAUCCUACAUGUCAUUCUGCUCGGAGUGACUUCAUGUGAUGUCAGCUAAGUGUAAGAGACACUGAUCUCAGUGCUGCUGCUGCUGAGGACACUCUCAUGCACAAUGUGACAGGGUCUCCUCUGCGCACUGCUGGAUGAGAGAGGAACCGGAUCACUUCCACUUGGCUGCUGCUGCUCUCAGUAACUUCUCCCAAGGAUGGCAAGCUCGGCUCCCUGCCCCUCAGCCAUCCCCACCUGCCAGCGACUGGAGGGGAGAACUGGGGCAUCCAGCACCCCCAAAUCACUGGCUUUCUCCAUUGAAAGAAUUAUGGCAAAGUCUUCAGACCCCAAGCCUACAUUUUUCGACCACAGCCAGGGACUGGAGAGUGAUGCCAAGAAGAUCCUAAACCUCUGCUCCCCAAUUCCAUGCAUGAUCCCAGUGCAGUCUUUGGGCUAUGAAGUCCACUCCAAGACCCUCCUGAGUUAUUCGGAGCUAUGGAAGAGCAGCCUGCGGGGUCCCAUGUGCACCUCCGGCGGUCUGUGCAAGUGCAGCUGUGGCAUGUGCUGCAAAAGUGACUUAAACAUGGGGCACUCGGUGGUGCCAAGCGGCAGGGUGAUAAAACCUCAGGUCAUCAACCAAACAGUAGGGAUGCCAGGGACUAAUGGACCCCUCUAUUACUUCAACUACCUGGACUCAGCCUACAGCCCCUCAGACAUCCUGAAUGGACAGCUCAUCCCAUCCAGCGUCCUAAACGCGCAGUCCCCGGCUACACUGAGUGCCCACCACAAACUCUAUUUGCUGGAGAAUGCCAAACUUUCCGGCCUGUCCCCAGACAAGUUCCCCAUCCCUCAGUAUCCACACAAGGAGCGGCUGCCUGGCCAACUGGACCAGGUCAUGAAGGAGAACACAGCCUUGGCCGUGGAGAGAAUUCCUAAGGGCCACAGCAAGCUUGGUGCCAACCCAAUGGAUGGCAAACCUAAAAUCUUCACCUGUGAGGUCUGCGGCAAGGUUUUCAAUGCACAUUAUAACCUGACUAGGCAUAUGCCAGUUCACACGGGUGCCAGGCCGUUCGUCUGCAAAGUAUGUGGCAAGGGUUUUAGGCAAGCGAGUACCCUGUGCAGGCACAAAAUAAUCCACACGCAGGAGAAACCGCACAAAUGCAAUCAGUGCGGAAAGGCUUUCAACAGAAGCUCCACCUUAAACACCCAUAUAAGAAUCCAUGCUGGAUAUAAACCGUUCGUAUGCGAAUUUUGUGGCAAGGGAUUUCACCAAAAAGGGAAUUAUAAAAACCAUAAACUAACCCACAGUGGGGAGAAGCAGUAUAAAUGCACCAUCUGCAACAAGGCUUUCCACCAGAUCUACAACCUCACCUUCCACAUGCACACCCACAACGACAAGAAGCCUUUCACGUGUGGGACCUGUGGAAAAGGCUUUUGUAGGAACUUUGACUUGAAGAAACACGUGAGGAAAUUACACGACAACAUUUCCUCAACUUGCUCUAUAAAAGAGAUCUCCAGGACCGCACAGAGCUGAGUAUACCAGCAUAACAGACUGCAAUUCUCUGCAGAUUGGUAACACUGUGACAGAGUAUUUAAUCGCUGGGAUCCCUCAAACAAAACAUGAUUUUGGCACCUCAACCCUUAGAGACAACAUCCUCUAAGUAUGUGAUAAUUCAUAGUUAUCAUUCUUAUGGUUCUUCAAAUCUGCUUCAGGUUUGUAAAGUGCAAAACAGAACAAACAAAAAAACUUUACAUUAAAAGAAAUGUUUAACUCUUUUUUUAAUAUGAUGGUUUAACAUAUAUUUUAAAAAUGUAAGAAAGAUGUCAGAAGACAGGCUUUAUACAUGUGUGUAAAUUAAAUAAUCUAAUGUACAGAGGAAUAAUGAAUGGAUUAUAUCACAAUAAUAAUAAAAAAAAUCCGUAACUAAUCCUACUAUUAACUAGGUAUAUUAUUAUAAGCAAUUUAAAGAGCACAGAUGGGCAUUUUUUGUAUUUA
Messenger RNA from Pseudophryne corroboree (corroboree frog), 2206 nucleotides. It is a transcript of the gene FEZF2, whose product is annotated as FEZ family zinc finger 2. Gene Ontology annotation, biological process: regulation of transcription by RNA polymerase II. Gene Ontology annotation, molecular function: DNA-binding transcription factor activity, RNA polymerase II-specific; RNA polymerase II cis-regulatory region sequence-specific DNA binding. The record is from RefSeq and is a predicted model, not a curated record. Bases 428 to 1744 code for a protein of 438 amino acids. NCBI's taxonomy places the organism in Eukaryota, Metazoa, Chordata, Amphibia, Anura, Myobatrachidae. The transcript is spliced from 5 exons.